ACUUUCCCCCUACUGGACACCGUAGUUUUGAGCACAUGACAUUUUUCAUGAGUUUUACUUCACGUUAACGCAACUUCUCGUGCUUUGCGUGUUGCGUUACAACCUUUCCAACAUCUAAAAUCCUCCGCAGCUGCACGUGUGCACGGAUCCGCUGCGUUGAGAAACGCGCAGGACCGAACUCCGGGGAUUUUGGGAGCCAGUCAGUCCCCAUUGUUCAGAUCCCUCCUCCUGCUUGGGAAGUGGGAGGACCCGAAAAGGCGUCGCAAAAGAGAGAAUUGUUUGAGAGCUCAGUCAUCCAAAAACGGCCUUUCAAUGUGAGAACUUGGGGGAGCCGAGGAGAAAAUGUCGGUGGCAUCGCAGUAAAUUACCAAAAAAAGCAGCGAGGCUUUUUUAAGAGGGAAACGAGAAGUUAAAAACUGUUGCUGCUUUUGUUUUGGGACUAAAACUCGGCGCAGAGGAGAGGAAGGAGGCCGGGAGGAGAUCGGGUGGCUACAGCGAGGUGCGAGCAGCUUUUUGGGGGUAGUGUAUGGAAGAUGUUUGGAACGAGAGACUGGACUCCGUGGAUGAAAAAGAGAAGGGCUCCAGUGUUGUGUGCUCUGGGUGCAGUACUACUGUGCUGCCUACAGAGCAGUGCCUCCGUCUCCGAUGAGGUCCCCGUCUUCACCGAAGAGCCCAUGUCCGUGGUGCAGAAGUUGGGCGGCAGCGUGAACCUCCGCUGCGCCGCCCGACCGGCCACAGCCAACAUCAGCUGGCGCCUCAACGGGCAGGAGCUAGUGGACGGGGAUGUUGGUGUCGUGCUCGGCCCCGUCGGCCUGUUCAUCCCCGCCCUCUCAAACCUGACGCUGGGUCGGUACCAGUGUGUGGCCAGCACCGGCGCUGGGGCCCUGGCCAGUGUGCCUGCUAACGUCACCGCUGCCAGAGGGGGCCUGAAGCUGUGUAACCUGAGCCAGAGGAAUGGAGGGGACCCAGGGGCUGGGGCCAGUCAGCGCAGCGAGAAGGGACCACAGCUCAGCCUGGGGGCCCCCUCCUUACCUCCACUGGCCCCUUUUCUCCCCACAACACCGCAUUCCUCUCCGCAGGCCCCGACAGCAGGGCUCGCCAGAAAUUAUGGCCCC
Molecule: messenger RNA, 1115 nt
Organism: Paralichthys olivaceus (Japanese flounder)
Lineage: Eukaryota; Metazoa; Chordata; Actinopteri; Pleuronectiformes; Paralichthyidae
Source: RefSeq, a predicted model, not a curated record